This is a messenger RNA of Aspergillus heteromorphus CBS 117.55, 1345 nucleotides long. RefSeq names its product short chain dehydrogenase/reductase family protein. NCBI's taxonomy places the organism in Eukaryota, Fungi, Ascomycota, Eurotiomycetes, Eurotiales, Aspergillaceae. The transcript is spliced from 5 exons. The record is from RefSeq and is a predicted model, not a curated record. Bases 151 to 1302 code for a protein of 383 amino acids.
CAUUCGCACUCCAACCCCACCUCGCCCUCCUCAGUCGCCUCCACACCACGGACCCGUUGCGUCUUGCAUCGCGUUGACAAAACGCGUGGCCGAUCGGACGCCCCGUCGCGCAAUGGGCAUGCUGGGCUCGUGAACGCCGGCUUCAAUCCAAUGGCGGACAAUCAGCCCUCUCCCGAUUACUCCCGCCCGCAGUUUCCUGCCCACCAUGAGCCACGGGUAUGGGUGAUUACAGCGGGGGACUCGCCCAUCGGCAUCUCGGUGACCCGCCAGAUUCUCAUGCAUGGUGACUACGCCUUGGUUGGACUGGCGCAUGCGAGUCUAGAAAGGGACGAAUGCCGUCGAGAGGGAUUCGAUGCGUUCCUGGCUGAAAUCGAAAGCCACAGCAAUGAGGGAUGGGGGGAGCGGUUCAAGGCACUUCCGUUGGACCUAAGGAUGGUCGGGGAGUGUCAAGCACUGGUCGCGCAAGCUGUCGCAGCCUUUGGCAGGGUAGACAUACUUCUCUGCUGCACCAGCCAAGCCCUCAUCGGAACCGUAGAGGAGCUUGCGGCCUCACAACAAACCUUGAAUCUGGUUCGGGACCAGUUCGAGAUCAAUUACUUCGGGCCUCUCAAUAUCAUCAAGGCAACAUUACCACACAUGAGGAGGCAAAAGACAGGACACAUCAUGAUCCUCUCCGGCAUCACCGCUCAUAUCGGCACCCCCGGCCUGGGGAUGUACUGCGCUGCAGGCUGGGCCCUUGAGGGCUUCUGCGAUAGUCUCGCAUACGAGAUCGCCCCAUUCAACGUCAAACUCACAAUAUUCCAAUGCAGCAUUGAAAUCGGGAUCCUCACAAACCUAGUCACCAGCGUACCGCCUAUUCCCCAAGUAUACUCAUCUGGAGCCAACCACGCCCCUCUCUUCCGCGGGAUCCUUAACCGUCUCGUAUCUCGUCUAUCGAAUACUCAAUCGACAAACUCAUCGAAUGGCGCGCAUGGCGCGAAUCAAGGAAGUUCUAUCGAAGAUGGCCCGUUCUCGGCCUCGGAAGUGGUCUCAUCGUAUCCACCGCUCAGCUCCGCACAUAUGGAAGUCCUCGUCUCCGAAACCGUCUACGCGAUUACCGCGAUUGCGGGACAUGAGAACCCGCCUUCGCGCCAUAUUGUGGGUCAAGAGGGCGUCGCGAGCGUGAAGGAGAAACUGAAGACGGUCAGCGAAGAGCUGGAGGAUUUCAUUCAAGCCAGCUUUGCUGUCGACUAUGCUGCGGAUGACUCUAGUCGGCAGUCUAAGGAAGAAGGCCUGGCUUCGGGUGGCCAUGAAGGAUUUUAAUCUGUAAAUAUGGUAUCUAAUGAGACACUUUCUUUGAAAAACG